AUGAUGCCCUCAACUUCGGCAGAAGAGGCUGUGGCACAUGCGCUGCUUGAGCGCUUGUUGAAGAGAGACAUUACCGAUAUGCGAGGGGAGUUAGUGGACAGAGCGCCGCCGCAUGUGAGCCAAGAUGUUCUCAGUGGCACGGAGAAGCACGGCCUCGCUCUCCUCGCUGCUGCAGCAGCAGCACCACCAUCAUCAUCAUCACCACGAGGGAAUGGUGAGUGGCGGCUGCGGUGUCGGAAGCGGCCAGCCUUGCAGUGGCUCGAACAGUGGGAGCGGCGGCGGUGCCGACGGGUAGCGGCGAAGGAGAAGAAUGUGGCCCUCGCGCGCCGCUUCUUCGAGUGGAGGGCGCAGCAGCAGGAGCGAGUCACCGCCGCCAGGGUGCGCUUCGACCCGGCGCGGGGACUCUCGUUUCAUCCCACCAUCCGCGAGCCGAGUGUUGGGGCAGCGCGACGGUCGCCGCAGAUGCUGCACAGCGCUGGGCUGCGCUGGCAGCAGCAGUGUGCAAAGCAGAUAGAGAAGAAGAGGGAGCGGCAGGUGGUGGAGGCGCAGGAAGAAGAGAAGGCGUGCCAUGCGUCAUGGCAGAUGUCCCCGGGGACGAGGCGGAUUCUGCGGGCGAGGGACACGGAGGGCCACGCGGCCAGCCCGAACAACGCAGCAGCUGGCGUGAAGGACAACAGUAGCGACGGCAAGUCACACAGUGUGUCGUGUCGCCGGGACGCAUCGGUGUGUCGCUGCCCCACAAAGGCAUCUCACCGCCUCACGAUAGAUUAUCCCCCGUUUCUGGAACGUCUGCAGGACGACGUUCGUGUGCGUCGGGAGCGUGCGGCACUGCGCGAGAAGUACGCACGGCGUGAAUCCGGUGGAUUGCGGCUAUCACCGCAAUUGAUCGGGGACCAAGCCAGGCGGCUUCAUGAUUACACCUUUGUGAAACGUAAAUGUGUCGAGGAUGAGGAGCCAACAUUCAGUCCGAGGAUUAAUCAAGGUAUUCUCUCCCCACCCGGCAGGCCCCCUGGUUCUAUUGUGUUUGUGUCCUCAUCGUUUCGCCAGCAAAAACAGAAGCAGCAACCGCAGGAGAAGCAGAAGAACGACGCAGAGCUCUCGUUGCCCAAAAGGCAGCAACCGUCGCGAGAGGAAGAGAGUAAAACGAAGUCUGCUGUUGCGCAUUCCAAAAAGCAAUUGAAAGACUUUCGUGAGCGACAACGAUUGUGGGAAGCACGACGCACGGAGCACCUUCUCCGCCUGAGUGAAGAUGUUCACGCCCUACGUGAGGAGGAGCAUACGAAGGAAUGUCUAUUUCACCCCAUCAUCAACUCCCCGUGUUCCACCCGUGCAUUGGAACUCCAACCCGAAGCCUUCUGCGUGCCGCUGCGUGGGGCAUCUUUGGCGGCUAUCGAGUACGCAUCACCGACGCACCGCACGCUGCAUCAGUACGAGGAUAUCAAUGAACUUCGCCUCAAACACCGGCACUCUGUAAAGAGACCAAUAUCCCAAAGUACCGUAUUUCCUGGCGACGGCAGGAACAACAUAAUGAGGCGCAGUUGUGCUGGGUAUGCGGAGCGCCAUGCACGUCAGUCCAUCAGCCCGAAAUUUGGCCGUUGGCGAAGUGCAGGAUACAAGGCGCCCCCGCUAGUGGUGCUAAAUAGGACACCACCGGCACAGUCACAUGUGCGUAGCAUGGGGCCCGACCUCGACGAAAGCACCCUUCUCGAUUUGGGUAUAUGGUGGAACGGCCUUGUCACGGAGAAGCUGCAGGUUCCGUUUAACGUGGAGUCGAACGAGGAUAAUGGUGGGUCUUGCAUUCCUAAUGAAUGGUUGCUAGAGAGCCCUUUUACACAAACACUUCCCCUCUCAGUAGUGGCACAAGCCUUGCACGAGCUGCUCCUACUUACUGUGCAUGAGUCUAGAGACCCCUCCUCCGAACGCUACCGACACCUGAUGUCCUCACUACAGAGUUCUCCGUCAGAUAACGACACCAAAGUGACAUUCGGCGAAUUUAUCGAGCUGUACAGUAACAUGAUUCAAAGUAAACUGUGA
Molecule: messenger RNA, 2034 nt
Organism: Trypanosoma grayi
Lineage: Eukaryota; Euglenozoa; Kinetoplastea; Trypanosomatida; Trypanosomatidae
Exons: 1
Coding region: 1-2034 (677 amino acids)
Source: RefSeq, a predicted model, not a curated record